AGACGAAACGAAGUCACACGAAGAGAAGACGAGACGGAGAGUACACGACACCGUGUACUUUAUCAUGAUUCUACUUUACUAUACUCCAUACAUGAGGAUUUUAUAUACGAAGAUUUUAUAUACGAGGAUACUUUAGACCCGAGGAUACUUCCUGAGGAUAUUUACACAUCAGGAUACUUUACAUCUGAAGGUACUUUACACCUGAAGGUCCAUGUUGGGUCGUGGCGUGAAGAGGAAGUGGAGCUGCCUGGAGGAGCUGGAGGUGGAGAUGGUCCCGGCUGCAGUGACGGAGGAGAAGGAGCAGCGUGGGGAGGUGGAGCACUUUGUGGCGCCGUCCAGAUCCGAGAUGAACCACCUGCAGCAGCGGCAGCGGGUGCUCGGCCUCUGUCUGGAGAAGCUGCAGCGGUACCAGGUCGGGAUGGAGCUCAGCCUGCGCCGCUCGGUGCUGCUCAUCAACACGCUGCGGCAGAUCCAGGAGGACAUGCAGAGCGACGGGGCUGGAGCCGGCAGCCCGGACGCUCCCCUCCACGGUGUCCACCCUGACUCCCGUCUUCUCAGGGAGGACACCAGGGAGGACGGGCCGGUCACAUGCCCGGGGUGUGAAGAGGGGGACAGGGACGACCUGCCUCUGUCUCCACCGCUGUCCCCUGAGUUCUCCUCUCAGGAGGCAAACACCUCGAUGGACCAGCAGAAACCCCCGCCCGCCUCCACGAUCAGUGCUGUUAGUGAUGCAGUCAACGCCAUGGGCUACCUCAGCGACCUCACCCUGGACGACAUCUUUGAGGACAUUGACACGUCAAUGUAUGAGACUUCAGAUCUGCCUCCUGUGUGGUCGACCAGCUCCUUGUGGCCCGUCAGCGUCUCACUAUGGGCGGACGAGGACCAGAAAGUGCGCUCGCCAGGCCACGGCUCACCGGGGAGCCUGAAUGAGCUGGACCACAUCAUGGAGAUCCUGGUGAAGUGUUGACCACCAGGAGGAAGUCCUGGACGUUUACGACAGUUGAUCGAUCAAGGCUUCUCAGACACUGAUGUGAGGGUCGAUGAUGGUCCAUUCAAGGCUCCAUUGGACAUUUUACAUGAAAAUGAGUUUUAAACUUCAGCUUUAAAACACGUUGCACUGUUUUUGUGGCGUCAAACUGGAGAAACAGACAUUCAGGUGGAAAAUCCAGACAAACAAGAGAAUCUUCUGCUUUCCUCUGUUUUACACUUUCUUCUGAUAUUUUAUUGACCAAAUUAUGAAUCAGUUAUUUAAGAAAAUACUCUAUAAUUGUCACUUUACAGCAGCAGACAGAAGGUCCGGCUUCAGGAGGUGUUUUGAGAAAUCUGUGAAAAAGGAAUAUUGCAGCACCCGGGAGGGAAGUGAUGUAACGUCGGCUUGAAGCCAUUUGACAGUGUUACAUGUCAACAGUUGUUUAUUAAUUGAAAUCCCUUCAAUUACUUGAAGAGGGUGUGCUUCAGCCGGACGGGGGGGGGGUGCAAAGGCCCGGGUUUCCCUUCGGCUCGGGGACUUGAACGCACCGUGUAGGAUCUUUAAAGCAGAAACAAGCCUCUACUCAAACCAACGAACGCCACGCCCACGUCCAAUCACAAGAGGAGCUGGACUAUAUUAUUAUUUAUGAAUGAAAAGCCACAUCAGAUUUUAUUUGUGCAUUUGUCGUUUGUACGGGUGCGACUGUAACUUAUCGUCUACGCUGCAUGACGGCGGCCAUUUUGCUUUUGGUGACCCCUCCUGUGGCACCGAUCGGGACGAACUGUACAAGUAACAUCCACGUGAACAGCGUCUCCUCAUCGGCAGCUGGUGUUCACAUCCAAACAUGUAUUUCAAAUGUUGCUUCUGACCGAGGACACGACCUCGACAUGUCUCAGAAUUGUAAAUAACAACAGAUGCCUGUGUCUUUUUAUGGCCUUGGUCAUGUGAAUUUCUACUGUUAAAUGUUUUCAUAUGUUUUUCUACCUGAAACUCACGUCUAAGAGAUAAAGAGAUCAGAUGCUCGACCUUCACUUCCUGUGGUUUACUCCUGUUCUACCUCCGUGUCUCCGUGGACCUGGACUCCUCUGUGACUCCGUGUUACUGGUGGACACAAGCUACAGCUGUUUAUCUCAUUGUUUGUGAACUGGGCUGAUAAUCCAACGCCACGCUGGACGACCAAAGCAAUCCGUCCUCGUCUUCGUCUCUGGUCUCAUGUCCACAAUGUGCCUUACUACUGGUUUUUGUAUUAUUUGUGUUGGGCCGUUUGUGGCCGUUUGGGCUCGAGCCUCAUUGAUAAAACAACCGGAGAACAGUGGGGGGGGGGGGGGGGUGUUAUGUAAACGCAGCGAGCCUCUGAACCGUCAUUGUUUCCUGCCUCUUCUCGGCCCUUUUGUUUUUUCGCCUCGCUCGCUGCACACGGCCGGCGUAUGAGCUUAACACAUCCUGACAGGCUGACAGUGAACUAGCUGAGGGAGGAGGUGGCAGCCCGGGCCAGGAGGGGGAAAUAAGCAGUGGUGGAGGAGGAGGAGGAGGUGGGAGGAAGAGGAGGAGGAGGCGGAGGGGGUGGAGGCUUGCGUCACUCGCUCGGUGGGAGGAGUUUCAAACUUGUUUUGCCCCGACUCGGACCAGGGUCCAAUCAGGGGAGGCGUGGGAGGAGCCGGCUGCUGCCUCAACAACAACUUGUUUUUCGCUCCUGAUGCACAGACAGUGUUUGGAUCAGCUGGAUUUCAACCUGCUGGUUUUUAUCCCACUUAUAUAAUCUAUCAGACAGAAAGAAUCGAAACCAACAGGAAGCUAUGAAGAGUUAUUUAUAAUUGUGUGGGUCUUUAAAGCACAAGCUGUGUGUUUUUCACGAUGAUGUACAUGUAACUGAAGGAUUCUGGGUAAUGAAAGGAUAAUUAAUAAUGUAUUGUAUUUUUCUGUGGAAUAUUUUAUAGAUUUUAUUCAAUGAUACAGUAAAAGAAAAUGAAUUCA
Messenger RNA from Pleuronectes platessa (European plaice), 2944 nucleotides. RefSeq lists its product as uncharacterized. Gene Ontology annotation, cellular component: nucleus. The transcript is spliced from 2 exons. Bases 212 to 967 code for a protein of 251 amino acids. Lineage: Eukaryota; Metazoa; Chordata; Actinopteri; Pleuronectiformes; Pleuronectidae. The record is from RefSeq and is a predicted model, not a curated record. Gene Ontology annotation, molecular function: transcription regulator activity.